UUCGUUUACUAUCAUCAUUAUAGAUGUAACUUCUCACAGAUGAGAUAAUUAUUAAUAUUUUCUCAAUAUUUUCUCAAUAUCAAUAUGGAAGCAUUAGCAGCGUUUGGCCUGGCCGCUAAUAUUGCGCAGUUCGUCGUUAUCGCUGGACAGACCAUUGAAAAAACAGUAUAUCUUUCCACUAAGCAACAAAGCCUGUUGGCUGAAAAUGCAGACCUUGAAAGAAUAGUCCAGGAAUUCGUCGGCGCGGUUCCGAUGAUACAGCGAUUAGACUCAGAUAUUGUUGAAAACGACCCGAAACUCAAGAUACUAGCAGAGGACGGAAAACGCAUAGCAGACGAGAUCCAGCAAAAGUUUGACAGUAUCAAGGCUCGAAGGUCCAAACGGAGGCGCUCCGAGCGCUUAUUUGCGACCUUAAAGGAGUUAAGAAUGAAAGACGAACUGGAUUCAUUAAGCAGUCGACUCGCAGCUUUCCGAAGCGAGAUUACGCUACAUAUCAGCUUAAAACUCCUGGAUCACCAAGAGCAGAUAAGGCACAACUUAAAUGGAUAUACUGAGAGCAAUCAUGCUUAUAAAAAUCGCAUUGAAGCCCAGUUAGGAGAGCUCACCGAGAAGAUAGACAGUCUCACAUUUACCGAGUCUCUCGAUGAAGGGGACGAGAAAGUCUGGAGAGGUACCUCGAAGCAGCUCGGAGAGCUUGUAAGAGGUUUUAAGUCUUGGUAUCCCCAGAUUCUAGACUUCCAGAAAACUCAGAGGAUCAUCAACAGCCUCGAGUUUGACCAGAUUGAAGAGCGUCGAAACGCUAUUCAAGAUGCACACAAAAAUACUUAUAAAUGGGUUUUUGAUGGCGACGUUGCUAAUCUGAAGUCUUGGCUUACCACGGAAGACGCUCCCAUAUAUUGGAUAACUGGAAAAGCUGGCUCCGGAAAAUCAACACUAAUGAAAUACAUCCGCGAACAUCCCCGACUAUCUGCUCGACUCAGAACCUGGGCUGGGAGUCGAAAACUCUACGUCGCGUGCCAUUUCUUCUGGAGCGCGGGCACUCCGAUGCAGCAGUCCCAAGAAGGGCUACUUCGCACAUUGCUUUUUCAGGUUUUGCUCGAGUGCCCGAAUAUAGUUUCUCAGGUAUUUCCUGAGAAAUAUGAAAGGCCACUACGUUAUUGGGAAGUCUCUAGAGGGCUUAGGUGGACAACGAAGGAGCUUCUUGACGCGUUGAUUUUACUCCCAUCAGUUAUAAGCCCGGACUGUCUGUUCAUCUUCAUCGACGGCCUAGAUGAAUAUAGCGGGGAGCAUGAUUCGCUGCUAGAAAUAAUCAAGUCCCUUGGUAAGGUGCGGAACAUCAAGCUAUGCGUUGCUAGCCGUCCCUGGGUUGACUUCAUCGACGCUUUCCAAGAUAGUCCCUGGAAGUUAUAUCUACAGGAUCUAACGAUGUCUGAUAUCGAGACGUACGUUCGUGAUCAUCUAGAAUCUCAUUCUCGAUUCAAGCAACUGAGCAUCCGGGACGAAGAUGCUGCCCGGGGUCUUGUAGACAACAUCACUACAAGAGCCCAGGGGGUGUUUCUAUGGGUUUAUCUAGUCGUAAAAUCCAUGAUUAGAGGCCUUAUUAAUGCAGACAGUAUGAAAGACUUACACCGCAGACUGGAUGACUUGCCUCGGCGAUUAGAAGACUUUUUCGACCGAAUACUGGCUUCUAUUGACGAUUUCUACAAAACCCGAACAGCCCGAGUGUUUCUGGUGUUGGCCCAUGCUCGGACUCCUAUCACACUCAUUUCCUUCUACUUUCUUGACCGUGAAGAAGGACUACCUUUCGAUCCGGAGUCAUUCCUCUUGGAAUGGCCAGCGGUGAGCGAGACAGAGCUGGAAGUGAUAACGACAAAGAAAAGACAGUUAAUCGCGCAAUGCAAGGAUUUAAUACAAAUCAACGAGCGACCAAAGGAUCCCAUUAUGUUCAACUUCACCGCUAGCUUCCUGCAUCGUACGGUUAUAGACUUUAUCAGUCAGCCGCGGAUCCAUGAAAAUCUCGUUGAGGCCGCCGGAGUAGGUUUCAGUCCCAUAACGACACUUUUUGAGACCAAUGCUAGACAGUUCGAAUCCUUAAUCCACCUACUCCCAAGGGUAUAUCUGAAGCCUUACCUGCGAAAUUGGUACCUGGCUUCUAUUUAUUACGCUCGCGAGAUAGAGGUGUCCCUCGGUAUAUCAGAAACGCAACAGCUAGAUCAGAUAAACGAAUCACUCAUCAGCUAUUUGGGAGCGAGGGGCAUGACAACUUAUUCCUUCAACGAAGCACUUUCUAAACUCUUUGACGGCGAAAAUAGUUUUGAGACCAUUCCACCCCAUGAAUAUUUCUUUAACCUUGCAGUUCAUUGUGGGUUGCGCCUCUAUGUUAGCGACAAAGAACAGAGAGCGGAUACCCUACUCCUGUCACUUAAGCCGACACUAUGUAUCGAACAAUCUUCAGGCUUUUUAAUCGAGCGAGUCCCUGAUGAGUUACAAUCGCGACCGCGCCUAACUACCAUCCCGGGUAGACAGCCCUACAGUAACACUUACCACAUGUUUACUGCAGUAGAGGAAGAAUUGUAUUAUUACCAACUGAAGAUGGCACGGCCGAUAGAGCCGGUGAGAUGGAUAGAUCGGGAGUCUGAAGUAUCAGAGCACAGAAUGACGCCAGUUUCCGUGCCGCAGAAAGAAUCCAAGACAAGGGGUUUCAAACGGCUAUUGCUGAAGUUACGACGCUAAACGAAACACUCCACGUACAUUUCCUUAUUGGCUCUAUAUUACUCUUGCCCCUAAUUGGAGCAUAUCGAGGUUUGCGUACUUACUGUAAGUUACAACUAGCUGGAAAGUUAUUAGUAUUUUCAAGUAUAAUAGCGGGGGUAUAGCGGGGGUCUCGGAAUUAGGAUGAAGAAACAUCCUAUUCAUUGAAGGGCUUUGGAUAUAUGUCAGCAUCUAUGACGGAUUCAUCUCAUUCACAGCGUUAGUAUUCCAACAUUUUCAGUA
This is a messenger RNA of Daldinia vernicosa, 2994 nucleotides long. RefSeq lists its product as uncharacterized. Lineage: Eukaryota; Fungi; Ascomycota; Sordariomycetes; Xylariales; Hypoxylaceae. The transcript is spliced from 2 exons. The coding region runs from base 85 to 2733 and encodes 882 amino acids. The record is from RefSeq and is a predicted model, not a curated record.